Molecule: messenger RNA, 1134 nt
Organism: Scaptodrosophila lebanonensis
Lineage: Eukaryota; Metazoa; Arthropoda; Insecta; Diptera; Drosophilidae
Exons: 1
Coding region: 16-1080 (354 amino acids)
Source: RefSeq, a predicted model, not a curated record
AAAGGGAGUUACAAAAUGAAUUUCAGUGAACAGAAAGAAUGCUGUGAAAGCAACGGUGCGGAUAAUUCCCUUGAUAUGGAUUUACUGGAUCCGGAAAAACACAGCAUAGAUGAAGUGCGCGCUCAAUUUGAGCGUUAUAAGAAGCGUUUCGAGGAGCAGCAGGGUGUGCUCCAACUGCACCAAUGUGCUGGCUUCAAUGCGGAUCUCGUCGAACUGCAGGAACAUGUGAAGAGCUUGCGCGCCAACAUGGAUAAGUUUCAUGAGCACAGUACGGCUUGGCAGCAGGAGCAGAUGAAAGAUUUGAAUGAGAUUGAAUUGGCGCACUCGGUGGCAUAUGACAUUAAAAUAAAUGAUGACAUUGCUAAAAAUAAGGCCCCGAAUAAUGAGAAAAUACUUGUGGUGACCUGUGGAUCUAGUGCAUGUCUGUUCGAGAACUGCCAGCGUCGGGUGGACAGCCAACUACUGCUUCUGCACUAUCUGAUUGACCACAGCGACCAGUUUGAUGAUAUGCAAAAGUGCCAUGGCAUUUUCGAGGGCGAACGUGUGGUAAUUUCAUUUAAUCCGAAGAAGUGCCACUUCCGUCAGAAUCAAGUCCUCGGUCUCCUCACCUAUGGUGGCACAUUGGAGCAAAAGAUUGCCCAACCGAAUCGAAAGCUGAUCUUCAAUAGUUUUCUACCCAAAGAGCAUCUCUACAUGCAGAGCCAUGUGCCUAUUGUGGUACUUAUUUGCAAGACGGCUGCAAGUGCUGUAGUUUCCAACAAACUUCUAGCCGAGAAGAUGCAGAUGCGUGCCAGCAAGGCCGAUCAAAUAUUUGUCAUGUGGCUGGUUACGCCCAAUAACAAACUGCAUUUGAAUGCCACUCUCUGUCUUUGUGGACGCGAUGCGGCUGUGAAGGCAUGCAGUAUUGUGACCGUGCGGCCUGUGCAGGAAAGUCAGAACACUUGCCGAUUUAUGCCUGUGGAUGCCAACUAUUGGCGUUUGUCAUACAACGAGGUUCAGAAGAUUUCGAAUGGCUUUAGGGAUGAGUUACAUUUGGAGAUUGGUUUGACGGAGCUCAGUAAUCAAAAUAUGUUUAAUUAGGGCUUUAUCUUUGAAUUUGUAACUAAGAUGAAUUAAAUUUUUAAAAUUCUGGUA